Messenger RNA from Fonsecaea erecta, 2985 nucleotides. RefSeq lists its product as hypothetical. The coding region runs from base 1 to 2985 and encodes 994 amino acids. The record is from RefSeq and is a predicted model, not a curated record. The transcript has 3 exons. NCBI's taxonomy places the organism in Eukaryota, Fungi, Ascomycota, Eurotiomycetes, Chaetothyriales, Herpotrichiellaceae.
AUGGCGCCGAAACUCGACAUUCUGUGCUUCUCUUUGUCACUGCUGUCGGCAGCAUGUCUCGCACACCUUGUCCCUGUUUCGACUGCCUUCGACCGGCCCGUCCACACCGUGAUCCUUGCGCUCACGGCUUGUGCCUUCGUUUUACCGAGCGCCAACCGGGCAAUAUCCCCACUAUUUCCUCCCUCAGACGCAAAACAAAGUCGAGGCCAGUAUACGGCCCUACCUCUGGAAGAACUCGGUGAGGAGGCCAAUGGAAGACUGGAACACCCAGAUCCAACUCCAGCGCAACACAGACACACUGCCAAAGUUCGCGUAUCGGUGCUGGCCCUGGCAGUUUCCACCUUGUCUUUGCGCAUCGAAUUGUUCCGGCGCAUUUCUCUGGCGACAGAAUGUACUAUCGCCAGCGUCGAAAUGUUUCUACCGUUCUUGUUGGCCAUCUAUGAUUCCUUCAGGUUUCAGCGCUCGGUCGACUUGGAGGAGGAGGAAAAGCCCGACGUGUCUGUGUACGAGUCAUUACGCGCCACUGUCAGGACCUACAUGUUGAGACCACGGACGCGGUAUCUCCUGUCAAUGUUCAUGGUGUCCUACGGCUGCUACCUCACCCAAGGUCUAUGGACCUCAACAAACUCGACCUACAUCUGCUCACUAGCCCUCGGCGAAGCCAAGGCAAUUCCGAUGAUGCAAGUCUGCGCCCUUGUGUUGGAUUUUUGUCUCGCCGUCAUUGCCUGUGAGACUCUCCCAAAGUCUGACGGCAGCGGACUGUCAGGACGACGAUGUGUCGUCCUCUGGAGCUCGACCAUGAUUGCCACGUCGGUCAUUUGGUCGAUUGCGGCUAUAUUUGUCUACAUUUUCAAGCCAGAAUACCGGCUCUGGCUUCUGUUUCUUUCUCCGCCACUGGAUUUGGGCACAAUCUUUGCCAUCGGAUGUCACGUUUUUCUUUUCUGCGUUUUGUGUAUAACGCUUCUGCAUAGUAUCAUGACUUAUGGCGCCUUGGAAAUGACGACGUACCUUACCGCUCUCAUUACUAUGAUACCCGCCCUCGAGUUUAUUUGGUCACACAGGAAUCCUUUCCCUCAAACGCCUUUCUCCGCAACAACAUUGUCCUUCCUCCUGAUCUUUUUUGGGCAGUGGGCGUAUCGUUGGAUACAACAGGAGCUGGGUGACAAAGACCCAAUGCGACCGUCGCGUCAAUUCCUCCUCUUUGUUGUCCUCUGCGUUGCUAUCUUUCCCAGUUGGCUCAAGCAAGACUACGUCCAUUUUCAUCCGAUUGACAUGCUCAUGUAUGACGCCACGCUCCAUCAUAAUAAGUAUCUCGAGACAUUGGGCAGCAAUUCGUCCCUCGCGGAGGCUGUCACUGCGUACACGCAGAGAUACCACCGGAAUCCCCCUCCUGGGUUCGACGUCUGGUUUGAGUACGCAAAGAACAGAUCUGUUUUGAUCAUAGACGAAUAUGACCAGAUCUACCACGAUUUGCUGCCUUUUCGCGCGCUCCCCCCGUCUGAGCUGAGAAGCCAGACUUGGAAAAUGGUAUCUAACCCCUGGAAUGAGAUUUCGGGGAUUACCAUCCGUGACGGAGAAGCCAAGGUGCAAGAGAACGUGCUCCCAACGCAUCGAUGGAUGCUCGAGGGUGUCGCCGUUCUCAUCAACAGUUUUGCACGGUACCUGCCUGAUAUGGAUUUGGCUUUCAACCUGAACGACGAAUCGAGGGUCGCUGUGCCGUAUGACUGGAUGGAGUAUCUCGAAGCCAAAGGUCGAGCACAUGACAAGAGCGGGAGCUCGAGUUGGUCCCCCGAUCGUGCAGCAGGCUGGCUGCCGAUUCCCGAAAACGAAUAUACGGAGACGGUGUUUCGCGACAACUCCUGGCGCAACAGUUUCCGCACCUUUGGCUCAGUGAGCUGUCCUCCUUCCUCCCUCGCACGAGCUUCUCCACACAUUUCAUCCCAAUCGCACAUCUGCGGUAGCUGCGUGGCACCUCACUCUCUGGGCCAAUUCGUGGGCAACUGGUCUGAUGCCGCAGACAUAUGCCACCAGCCAGAUCUCGCCCGACUCCACGGCUUUUACCUCUCCCCGGCGGCGUUCAAGACUAGCUACCAGCUCAUGCCCGUCUUCUCUCAGUCGAAGCCGCACGGCUACAGCGACAUCCUGUACCCGUCCGCCUGGAAUUAUAUGGACAAAGCCAUCUACGCGCCUAGCGAUCCCAGGGGCACACCCGGAGAAGAAGACUAUCACCCCGGGUUUCCCGAUCCUCCAUUCGAGGAGAAGGAAAACGCCCUCUUCUGGCGCGGUGCUACCUCCGAGGGCGUCUCUUCAGAGAGCGGCGCCUGGCGCGGCAUGACCCGCCAACGCCUGGUGCACAUGGCCAACAAUCUCACGCACCAUCCACACGAUGCCGUGAGCAUCCUCCUCCCCAGCCCGGCGGACCACUCCAAAUAUCAAUACCAAACGAUCUCGGGGGCCGACGUCAAGAAGCUCGGCCUCCAGACCGAUAUCGCGAUUGUGGAUUUCAUCGCCCGGUGCGGCGGCAAAGACUGCACCCACCAGGAGCACGAAUUCAACCUGGUCGGACCGACGGAUUUCCAGGCGCACUGGCGGUACCGGUUCCUGUUCGACCUGGACGGCGCCGGGUUCAGCGGCCGGUUCCUGCCGUUCCUCCACUCGCGCUCCCUGCCCUUCAAGACGGCGCUGUUUCGCGAGUGGUACGACUCGCGGCUGACGGCGUGGCUGCACUUCGUGCCCCAGGACCUGCGCCUGCACGGCGUGUGGAGCAGCCUGGCGUACUUUGCGGGCGUCAACGGGACCAUGUUCGGCCGCCGCAUCUGGUGGAAGCCGCACGUCCAGGAGGCCGCGAUGAUCGCCGAGGCCGGCCGCGCGUGGGCGGGUCAGGUGCUGCGCAAGGAGGACAUGGAGUGCUAUUUUUUCCGCCUGUUGCUGGAGUGGGCGCGCCUGACGGACGACAAUCGGGAUGAAUUGGGCUUUGUGCUUUGA